GCCAGAUCCCAUUGGUUGCUUCGGGUCCGUUUUGAAAAAGUCGCUGAUUUGAGGCUUUGAGGCGGAGGGAAGAUUCAAAACUAGACAAACAGAAACAGUGAAACCAGCACAGGCACCACGCUACGAUGACGAGACAACUGAAGGGUAAAACCCCCCGCAGGCAUCCUCCAAAAAAAACCUCCAGCAACCAGACGGACCCAGUUGGGGUAUAUUGCCGUGUGCGACCCCUGGGAGCUGAGGAUGAGGAAUGCUGCAUUGAGGUGAUCAGCAGUACCACCAUCCAGAUGCACACCCCGGAGGGCUUCAAAACAAACCGCAAUGGAGAAUACAAAGAGACACAGUACUCCUUCAAAAAAGUCUUUGGAGUUUCAGUGUCACAGAUGGAGCUCUUUGAGCAUGUGGCGAAACCUCUUGUUGAUGACCUCAUCCGUGGAAAAAAUGGUCUGCUUUUCACGUACGGGGUGACAGGAAGUGGAAAGACUUUCACCAUGACAGGUUCUCCAGGCCAGGGUGGACUUCUGCCUCGCUCCCUUGACAUGAUUUUCAACAGUAUAGGUCCUUACCAGGCCAAGAGAUAUGUAUUUAAGACUGAUGAGAAAAACAGUAUUGAGAUUCAGACUGAAGUAGAUGCUUUGUUGGAGCGCCAAAGGCGGGACAACAACUUGUCUGUUCCUAAAACACCCUCCACUAGGCUAAAGGCUGAUCCUGAAAUUGCUGACAUGAUUAAGCCAGAGGAGGCCUCUAAAUCAGAUGGCGUGGAUGACGACAGCAGCUACAGUGUCUUCGUCUCCUACGUAGAAAUCUACAACAACUACAUCUAUGAUCUCCUGGAGGAAACUCAGGAAGAUGCAAUCAAGCCAAAGUGGAAUGGUGGAGGCACACCAGUGCGCCAGAACACUGAGUUGAUACCGCCUCAGUCUAAAAUCCUCAGAGAGGAUCAGAAUCACAUCAUGUAUGUGGCCGGUUGUCUGGAGGUUGAAGUCAAAUCUGCCGAGGAGGCUUUUCAAGUGUUCUGGAGAGGUCAAAAAAAGAGGAAGGUUGCGAACACUCGGCUGAAUAGAGAGUCCAGUCGCUCUCACAGUGUGUUCAUUAUUAAACUGGCUCAGGCGCCUCUUGAUGCAGAUGGCGACAACGUUCUCCAGGAUAAGAACCAGAUAAGUGUUAGUCAACUGUGCCUGGUGGACUUGGCAGGAAGCGAGCGAACUGGCAGGACAGGGGCAGAAGGCACUCGUAUACGUGAAGCAGGUAACAUAAAUCAGUCUUUGCUGAAUCUGAGGACAUGCAUCGAGAUACUUCGAGAAAACCAAAUGUGUGGCACAAACAAGAUGGUCCCCUAUCGAGACUCCAAAAUAACCCACCUGUUUAAAAACUACUUCGAUGGAGAGGGAAAAGUUAGAAUGGUUGUCUGUGUCAAUCCCAAGACUGAUGACUAUGAGGAAACCCUGCUGGUGAUGCGGUUUGCAGAGAUGACCCAAGAGGUGGAAGUGGCCAGGCCAGUGGACAGACCAAUCUGUGGCUUUACUCCAGGCCGUCGUCAUAGAAACCAGGCAUUCAAAGAUGAGCUGUCUCGCAGAUUGGAAGAACGUGGUGGCCCCAUAGAUCCUGACAUGCCUGCUGCUGCAAACACUCUGAUCCUCAGUCUCCCAUCUCUACCCUCCUGUGAGCUGACUGACCCACAUGAUGACAUCACGCUGCCCAGGCUGAUUGAAGCCCUGAAGAACAGGCAGAGGAUCAAGCAGAUGCUGAUUGAGGAAUACAGUAAAACAGCCAACAUGAUGAAGCCUGUGCUCCAAGAACUGGAUACCAGCCUAAUUUCCAAAGACAACUUUAUUCAGGAACAAAACGGCAAACUGAUAGAGAAAGACAAAAUCAUCAAAGGCAACAAGGCAGAGAUUGAACGUUUAGAGAAGAAAACAAAGAUGCAAGAACACAAGAUUGACAUCCUGCAGAAAACAACUAAAAUCUUUGAAGAUGACAAGCGCUCGCUGCAGCAUGAGCUGGAAACCAGAGAGCAGAGGCUGCAGAGGGAGCUGUCAGAGAAGAGACGCAUGGAGCAGCGCAUGCAUGGCGUGAUCUCGGACACCCAGUUCAAGUGGGAGAAAGAAUGUGAGAGACGUGUUAAUGCACUGCAGCUUGAGAUGCAAAAUAAGCUGUGGGUGAAAGACGAAAAGCUGAAGCAGCUCAAGGCCAUCGUGACAGAGAGCAAGACUCCAGGUCGCCCUGAACCUCCACCCCGUCAGACGCAGCCACAGCCUCCACCACAACCACAGCAUCAGCCCCGUUCUCAGCGACCCUCCAAAGAGGACCGCCUACCGCCAAAGAGAUCAGCACUGUUUGAUGUGCUGUACUGCAUUAUUAUCCCCGGCUCCUCACCGCAUGCCCUCCACCACCAAGUGGUGUGA
Molecule: messenger RNA, 2402 nt
Organism: Neolamprologus brichardi
Lineage: Eukaryota; Metazoa; Chordata; Actinopteri; Cichliformes; Cichlidae
Source: RefSeq, a predicted model, not a curated record